GUUUAUGUGUGUGACAUGAGGUGGAGUGGGGGUGUCAUGGACGUUUCCAGCCACAGCAUGUUCCUCUUGCAGCAGCUCAACGUCCAGAGGGAGUUUGGCUUCCUGUGCGACUGCACAGUCGCCAUUGGCAACGUGUACUUCAAGGCCCACCGGGCCGUGCUGGCUGCCUUCUCCAACUACUUCAAGAUGAUCUUCAUCCAUCAGUCAAGGUUAGAUGCAUACUGCAUGACUAUUGCAUUCUGUGUCACACUAAGGGUGUUAUGAAUGUCUAUGUGUAUAGCAGGCUCCUUCAAGUAAAUAGUUGUCCAUAUUUUUUGGGGUCAUGUUGUACAGUAGCAGGGUCUGGUGACUAUCAGAGGUUGUUUCAGUGAAAUUGGGGAUUAGAAGGGGUGUUGUGUAAAUUGUCUCACAUUGCACUGAUUGUAAACCACAUGUUUCUUUGGCUGCAAUGAAUAGAUGAAUAGAAUAGAAUUGAGACUGGUAAUGCACUUGUGUGUUUGUUUGCACAUUGUAUUUUCCUGAAUGUCCUGCACGAGAGAAGAUCUUAACUAGUUCGUAUACAUAUAUCUAACUUUACAAAAUCCAAGGGAUACUUUGUUAUUAGAGAGAGGAAAUAUGAAUGUGUUUCAAGAGUAAAGGCUAAUAUACUCUCCCACUGUCUAUCGGCAUCUUCAUAGUGAGUGCAUUAAGAUCCAGCCCACGGACAUCCAGCCAGACGUUUUCAGCUACCUGCUCCACAUCAUGUACACUGGCAUGGGCCCCAAGCAGGCGGUGGACCAGGGCCGCCUGCAGGAGGGCAUCAAGUUCCUCCAUGCCUACCAGUUGUGCCGUAAGCCUGGUGAGGGGGGGCCCGAUGCUGCCACCGCCGACCUUGUCCGCAUGUCCAACCUGUACGGUAUUCAGAUUUCAUCCCAGUUAGCAAACAAGGAGGGUACUGGGGUCCCUAAAGGUAGUGCAGGGGCCCGAGGAGGGGGCGGCCCCGAGGACGGGCGUUCGUCCACUCGGGCGGGCCGCUCCCACGCCGCCCAGUUUUCGAUGACUUUGGGGUUGGAGGGCGUCCCCUCCUCGGUCCGUCAGCCCUUCUCUGGUCUCCUCCGUGGUGUCUCCUCUGUGGCUUCCGGCGACGACUCGGACAUCUCAACGCGCAUCAAGCAGGAGAGGGUGGAUGAGGGGGAAGGGGAGGGAGAGGAGGGCCACCAGGCACCGGGCGAGGGAGGGUCCCCAACGUCUCCUUUGGCCCAGGGCGGCAACCCCUGCCAGGGCCUCCUGUUCAAGGAUGGCCCCCUGGCGCUGCUGUGCCCCCGGUGCGGCGAGCGCUGCUCGUCCCCCGAGGGGCUCCGCGAGCACCUGUUCAGCCACGCCACCUGUGCCCUGAAUCCCAGCGGACUAAUGGAGGGCCUCUCCCAGGCCGGGGGAGGGGACCCAGUGGGCCCUGAGGACCAGCAGCAGCAGCAUGGGGCCCCCCAGGAUCAGCAGGAUGCAGGCUACCUGGAGGAGGCCCUGAGACAGAGCCAAUCCCUAGCUGACGAGCUAGCCACCGAGCUAAGGCGGAGCAGAGGGGGUAUAGCCAGUGGCACCAGCACACCCCCCAUCACCACCACCUCUACUACCAGUCAUACACGAAAGCGCAAGAUCGCCUGCUCCGUGUGCAGCCUGCGCUUCGCCCAGAAGAGCCAGCUGCAGGAGCACAUGUACACGCACACAGGCAAGCCAUCGCGUUACCACCGCUACAGCCGCCUCUGCAGCCAGCUCAUCCACGCCUCUGGACACUUCUGCGAGGGGCCACCGGAGGGCGGUGGGGUGGCGGCAAGCACUACAGUAGCGCUGGCGGAGGAGGCCAACAGGGAAGUUCAGGACAAUGGCAGCUCCUGCUAUUCGCUAGACUCUGAGAUCUCGCAGGAGAGCGUGGACAACGUCGCUGUGGAAUGA
Molecule: messenger RNA, 1929 nt
Organism: Coregonus sp. 'balchen'
Lineage: Eukaryota; Metazoa; Chordata; Actinopteri; Salmoniformes; Salmonidae
Source: the annotation of a GenBank genome assembly